Molecule: messenger RNA, 1533 nt
Organism: Durio zibethinus
Lineage: Eukaryota; Viridiplantae; Streptophyta; Magnoliopsida; Malvales; Malvaceae
Source: RefSeq, a predicted model, not a curated record
GUGAAACCCAAACAGUAGCCAUUUAUAUCUUGCCUUUACCGCCUAACCCAAAAAUCUUUCUCCGUCUAACGUGACCAAAAUUUUAUGUACUGCAUAAGAGAAAAACAAAACCAAUUUCAAAAUGAAAAAAAAAAAAAAAGAAAGAAAAAGGCAAACAUGGAAAGGUAAGGCAGAUAUAGAGAAGGAAGGAUGGAUUGGUUGAUAGAUAUGUCUUCAAUUGUCCUCCAACCACAGAGCUCUUUCUCCCCAAAACAAAACAACAAAAAAAGUGUCUUAAUUCCCACAAUUACCCUUCUCUGUAUCCCAUCUUCCAUCACUCGUUCAACUCUUCAACUCGUUCCGCGUUCCUCAUGGGCCUUUUCGGGUUCUCACAUCCUCCAGCUAGUUUCAGAGAACCAGAAUACCAGACCAGAUACAACACAAUUUUCUCUUUCGUCCCUAUCUUCCAUAUAUUAUUACUUCUUUUCUUUUCCUUUCUUUCUCUAAAAUCCCAAUUCUUAUCUUCCUUAUCUGACUCAAUUCUGGGUUUUUUUGAACUUUGCUUUCUCUCCAAGUUUUGGUUUUGCAAUUGUCAAGAAACUAAUCAAAACAAGGGCUCUUUUGGGUUCUUGGAAUUUUCUUUUUUUUAUUCUCCUAGUUGGAGUUGGAGAUUGUCUUCUGGAUUAUAAAAUUUGGGCCAAAAGUUAUCUUUUUUUUUCGCAGAAGAAAGGGUUUUGUAGCUUUCUGCAAAAUUUCUGAUAUAUUUUCUGAUAAGUUUCGAGUUAUUGUUAUUGGGGGUCUCAAAUCUCAAUUUUGAUAAUUAAGAUGAAAAGGGCUUCUCUAAAUUCUCAUCGGCAAUAUAAUAACUCUGUGGAUGAGGAAGCUAGGGCUAGAUUGAAGCAUCAAAACCUACUCCAGGAGUUCUUGGAAUUGCAAAAGGAAUUUGUUUCAAAAAAGAAAAAAUUGCAGACAGUGAAUCAGAAGCGAGAAACCCUUUUGGCUGAAGUUCGAUUCUUAAGAAAGAGGUACAGCUAUUUAUCAAUGAUCAAGUCUCAAGAAUAUGAACUACAGCAGGAUUGUGUUCAAUCACAAAAUCCCUAUCUGCAAAGCAAAAUGGCUAAGAAUUAUGGCAUCAAUGAAGCUCUUGAGAGAAGACUCUGUUCUCUUCCUGAUUUAGACCCAAAUUUGGCUCAUGAGGAAGAGGGUGGGAGAGGUCAAGUAGAUUUUCAGGCCCCGUUGAGAAAGGAGAAGAAGCCCAAAAACUGUUUGCUUAAUGGCAAUAGAGUUGGGAAGAAGAAAAUAUCCUGGCAAGAUCAGGUGGUUUUGAAGGUCUAAUGAAUAAUAAGUAAUCUUUUCACACACAGUUUAGCAGUUAACUCAGGUAGUGACAAGAGUUAACUGUCUCCCUAAUAAACUUUGGAUUGGCAUUGCUACAGAUUGUUAUUGUGAUUGCCUUACAUUUCUUUCUUCAGUGUUUACUGUAAAUCAGGGCAAAUUUGCUCAGUUUAGCAUAUAUGAAUAUAGUGGAUUGCUCAUUUGUCAGAUAAAUAAAGC